AAGCAUUACUUAAAAUUUUAGGGUUAGUAAAUGCUUUAAUUAUUAUUAUUUAAACUUAAAUUUGUGUAUAAAACAAUUUGAAUUAUGAAUAAUUAAAAAACAACAUGUUAUUUUUAAUGAAAUAUGUUUCAAAAUCGAUACUGUAUAUUUGUAUACGAGGGUAUAAAACAGAAACUGCUGUUAGAGUACGAUUUGCCCCUAGCCCUACCGGUUAUUUACAUCUGGGUGGUCUUAGAACGGCUCUUUAUAAUUAUUUUUUCGCAAAAAAACACAAUGGUACAUUUAUAUUGAGAAUCGAAGACACUGAUCAAACUAGAUUAGUUCCUGGAGCAGUGGAACAGUUACAAGAAGAUUUACAAUGGUCGGGAAUUAUAAUUAACGAAGGACCUACACAGGGUGGUACUUACGGGCCGUAUUUACAAUCUGAACGAUUGGAUAUUUAUAGGAAACAAGUGAAGGUACUAUUAGAUAACGGAUCCGCUUAUCACUGUUUUUGCACUGAUAAACGGUUGCAACUUUUGAAAAAAGAAUCGUUAAGGAAACAAGAGAUUCCAAAAUAUGACAACAAAUGUCGUCACUUGAGCAAAGAAAAUGUUCAAGCCAAUCUUGAGAGUGGAAAACCCUCUUGUAUUAGAUUCAAAAUCACCGAUCAAGAAGAAAGUUUUGAUGAUUUAAUUUAUGGCAGAAUCGCUUAUAAUAUUUCAUUAAAUGAAGGCGAUCCUGUAAUCGUUAAAUCUGACGGGUUUCCUACUUACCAUUUCGCUAAUGUCGUUGAUGAUCAUUUUAUGAAUAUUUCUCACGUUCUUAGAGGCGUCGAAUGGCAAAUAUCCACCACUAAACACAUUUUACUUUAUAGAGCGUUUAAUUGGAAACCUCCACUUUUUGGUCAUCUACCGUUGCUAAUGAAUUCAGAUGGGACGAAAUUGAGUAAAAGACAGGGUGAUAUUAAAAUAAAUCAUUUUAGAGAAACUGGAAUUUUUCCACAGGCUUUAAUAAACUUUAUUGUUCAUUCUGGUGGAGGUUUCACAAAAGAUUUAGAAAGAAAUGUUAAGCCAAAGUGUUACAGCAUGGAAGAAUUAACUCAACAGUUUGAUAUCACUAAAAUAAAUUCACAUUCUGGUAAAGUUAUGGACGAGAGGUUAAUUCAAUUCAACAAGUUAGAAUUGCAUAAAAAAAUAAACGAUUCGAAUGAAUUAGAAAAAUUAGUGAGAGAAGUUAAAGAAUUGUUGAAAGUUGCAUUUCCGAAAAGGGUAGAAAAUAACUCGAUUCAACUGAACGACGAUCAAAUUAGGGACGUUUUGCGUUGGUCUGCAACGAGAAUUAGCAAAUUAUCUGAUUUGGUAUCAAAAAAAUUUAAAUUUGUUUGGUUCAUACCGACACAUUCUACCGUGAUUAAUGACGAAAUUGAAACUUUGGCUCUUUUAAAAUCUCGUUUAGAGAAAAAAUUAGACGAUGAUAUGAGUAACGUUAAUGUUUUGUUGAAAGAAUUUUGUCAGGAUCAUGGUAUCAAGUAUAGAGAGUUUAUGCACUUGUUGAGAUACGUUUUGAGCGGAAUUGAGGAAGGGCCGAGUAUAGCAGAAAUGAUGUCAAUUUUGGGUAAAGAAAAUACAAUAAAAAGAUUAGAAAUGUAUGUAAAUAAAACCAAAGUUUGACAUAAAUAUAUAUUUUUGUAAAG
Molecule: messenger RNA, 1675 nt
Organism: Diorhabda carinulata
Lineage: Eukaryota; Metazoa; Arthropoda; Insecta; Coleoptera; Chrysomelidae
Gene: GluRS-m
Product: probable glutamate--tRNA ligase, mitochondrial
Exons: 8
Coding region: 105-1652 (515 amino acids)
Biological process (GO): glutamyl-tRNA aminoacylation
Molecular function (GO): zinc ion binding; tRNA binding; ATP binding
Source: RefSeq, a predicted model, not a curated record